Molecule: messenger RNA, 1316 nt
Organism: Vigna unguiculata (cowpea)
Lineage: Eukaryota; Viridiplantae; Streptophyta; Magnoliopsida; Fabales; Fabaceae
Product: BolA-like family protein
Biological process (GO): iron-sulfur cluster assembly
Cellular component (GO): chloroplast
Source: RefSeq, a predicted model, not a curated record
UCUCGUGACUAGUCCUACUAGGUACAACCUUCUCAUAAAUUUUCUCAACAACCUCAUUCUCUUCAAACAAAUCCCUAAUAUCCUCCUCCUUCUUGUCUAACUCAAACCCUGAUUUUCGGUCACUAAAAUUUUCUAAAUCCUCAAGGUCCUCUAAAUAGUAUUCACAUAUACCAUUUCAAAUCCAAACCCCGAUAACUACUACCACCACACAACAAUUCUUGCCAGCAUUGCUAUUGUUACUGUCAUAAUUGAUCGAAUCGAAUGAAUCAAAAUCAGAGGCUAAAAACGAGUCCUUACCGUGAGAGAUAAUCAGUGUCGUCGAAUUCCAAACGGUGAUGUCGAUCGAUGUCGUCAAUGGCUUGGCCAACGAACUCGAGCGACUCCUGCACCAACGUCGAGUACGCCAGAAGGUCCUUAACGACAUCAUGGAUAUUUUUGCAUCAUCCUGGUAGAGAGGAAAGGAAGGGCACCGCCGCGUGGUUUAUCUAUCCCCAUCCAUUUCCAAGAAGAAGAAAACCAGCGCAGAGGAGAUUGGAGAUAGCAUAAAGAUGCGAUCUCUGGUGUUCUCGCUCUCAGCCAACACCAACUUUCUGCGCCAAGCUCUUCCUCUUCUCGUUAAACCCUACAAAACCAUUCUCUCUCCCACUGCUCUCACCUCCACAUCUGGUUCACAAUCCCUCCUUUGCAAUACUCCACUUCUUGCACCCUUCAACCUAUUCCCCACCAGUCCUCUUCGCAACUUCACUUCACGCGCCACCCAUGUCAACGACGCUGGCUCCGUCGACUUGCCUCUUAUUCAGUCCAUGCAGAACAAGAUAAAGGAACAACUCAAUGCAGAAUCUGUCACCGUGAAGGAUGCUUAUGGCGAUGGUCGGCAUGUUAGUAUUGAUGUGGUAUCUACUGCCUUUGAGGGACAAUCAGCCGUUAAUAGGCAAAGGAUGGUCUAUAAAGCUAUAUGGGAGGAGCUUCAGAGUGUAGUCCAUGCAGUUGAUCAGAUGACUACUAGCACUCCUGCUGAAGCAGCCGCACGAACUGACAGAGGAUCAUGAGAGCAUACUUUGACUUCUUAUUUACGCUCUUUAUAGAUUUUUGCAUUGCUGUUUUCUAGGAAUGAAUUCCUAAUUUUAAACUACCAUUACAGUAUUUCACAUGCUACUGAACAUCAGGUUUUCAAUGCCACACAUCCUUGGAGUUUCUACGUUAAAUAAUUUGGCAGUCAAUUACUUGGCCAAUCUUACUAGGUGAGGUCUUUUACAUGGAUUAAAUUAAAUAAAAAUAAUGCAAUAAAACUCCAUGGACAAACCUAUUGACAUCUA